UGUCUUGGUAUUCUGUGGUCUUCGUUUGAUUUCAUAUCCAAAAUCCAGCAUUAACUUGAGAAGUUUAAAGUUUAAAAAAUAAGUACGUUAAUUAAUUUGCCAUAUCAAUUAUUUCCGUUUUUAUUUUGGAAAACAUUAUUAAAAAAUGUCAGAUCCCACUAAAGAAACCGAGACUGAUAGACGAUGCAGCGAAUCUUCUGACUCUGAAUAUGAUCCUCAGUACAAGCCAAUCAUUAGUUUACCAGAGGUUGUGGUAUUGACAAACGAAGAAAAUGAAGUUGAACUUUUGAAAGUGAGAGCUAAAUUGUACAGGUGGGAUGCCCAUGGUGAUCCUGCAGAAUGGAAGGAACGUGGUACAGGAGAAUUGAAGAUACUUCGUCACACUGGUAAUAAUAAUGUACGAGUUGUUAUGCGAAGAGAUAAAACCCUUAAAGUAUGUGCCAACCAUUUCAUUGUACCUUGGUUGGAGUUGAGCCCAAAAUCUGGUACUGACAAAGCUUUCGUUUAUAGUGUCAUUGCUGAUUUUGCAGAUGAACAAGCUAAAAGUGAAACGUUUGCUGUGAAAUUUGGAAAUGUAGAAAAUGCGAAUUUGUUCAAAUCGAAAUUUGAAGAGGCAAAGGAGAUUGUUAAAACCAAAUGUAGUCUUUAUAAUGGAGAAGAUGAUAAGGAGCAAAGUGGAGAUGAAAGUGAGGAGACCAGUGAUGAAGAAGAUGAAAAAAAAGAUGAUACUAUAGAAGUGCAGAAGAAACUUUCAGAGCUAGAAGUCACUAAGAAAGAGGAAAAGUCUGAGGAAUAGCACAUGUCUUAAGAGUUUUUUACAUAUUGUUGCAGUUUCUUAAAAUUCUCAAGAUAAUUUCUUUAUACAAUUUUACCUUUAUGAAAGUGGGAUAUAAAAUAUCGCAUGUUUUCUUGACAUUCCAAUUGUAAUUUGGCUAAAAAAUGUAAUAUUUUUAUAUUGAAUGCUAUCAGUUUAUUGAUUAUAAAACUUUUUUUCGUAGAUUUAAUGAAUUAAGGAAUGAAGAAACAAUAAAAGUUAUGUACUUGAA
Molecule: messenger RNA, 1046 nt
Organism: Coccinella septempunctata (seven-spotted ladybird)
Lineage: Eukaryota; Metazoa; Arthropoda; Insecta; Coleoptera; Coccinellidae
Product: ran-specific GTPase-activating protein-like
Exons: 4
Coding region: 146-796 (216 amino acids)
Biological process (GO): nucleocytoplasmic transport
Cellular component (GO): cytoplasm; nuclear pore
Molecular function (GO): GTPase activator activity
Source: RefSeq, a predicted model, not a curated record